Messenger RNA from Teleopsis dalmanni, 1419 nucleotides. RefSeq lists its product as uncharacterized. NCBI's taxonomy places the organism in Eukaryota, Metazoa, Arthropoda, Insecta, Diptera, Diopsidae. The record is from RefSeq and is a predicted model, not a curated record. The annotation marks the transcript as partial. The transcript has a single exon.
AUGGCAUUGCGUGUGGAGGCGCCUGAUGAGCGAGUUGAUGACCUUCUACACAGGCUAUUUGAAUCCAAAGAAAUUGACAUGGCUAAAGGCGAUACACUAGCAGCAGUUGAUCUUUGCGAGUGCAUUUUCAUGAGCACACAUAAGCGUUUUGAUGAUGGCAGUUAUUGUGUACAAAUACCAUUUACACCAGAUGCUCCACCACUUGGGAAUUCACAUCAAAUGGCACUUAGGCAAUUUCACCAGUUGGAACGAAAAUUGGCAUCCAACUCAGAGCUGAGGCAAAGAUAUGUGGCUUUUAUGCGCAAAUACGAACAACUUGGUCACAUGCACCCUAUUCAGCAUCAUUCAGGCGACUCAUCUCAGGCAUACUACAUUCCACAUCAUGCAGUCAUGGCAAAAUUCCGAGUCGUAUUCAAUGCUUCCGCAAAAACAUCGAAUGGCAUAUCAUCAAAUGAUACACAACUCGCUGGCCCCUCAAUACAGGAUUUAUUACUUAACCUUUUGCCUCGCUUCAGGCAGCAUCGAAUAGCAUUCACAGCUGAUGUGGAGAAAAUGUUCAGGCAAGUCAAGGUUGACGAGAGGCACAGGCAGUGGCAACAGAUCCUCUGGCGGGAAUCAUCCGAUCAGCCCAUUCGCACAUAUCAAUUGGCUACCGUUACAUAUGGCACAACUAGUGGCACAUAUUUGGCUGUUCGCGCUAUGCAGCAAUGUGGCAGAGACAACUCUUAUAAACUCUCAGAUGAAGUACGAGCUAAAACUGCUUUGCACAGCAUCCUGAAUGAUUUCUACGUAGAUGACUACCUUAAGAGUACACCUUCUAUUGGCAUGGCGAUUCAACUGGCGGCCGAUGUCUCAUCUGUUUUGGCAGACGGUCAGUUCCAUCUAAGGAAAUGGAAAUCGAAUAGCGCUGAAGUCUUGGCACAUCUUCUUGGCGAUGCUGAUCCAUGUCAGCUUUAUCCGCACUUGGCAGAAACUACUGUUCUUGGCUUACACUGGGAUCCACUCACUGAUGAACUCUUCUAUCAGGUCAGCUCUUAUGAUGCACAACAUCUUACGAAAAGGCAAGUGCUUAGCGAUGCUGCAAAAUUAUAUGAUCCAAUUGGCAUGUUGGCACCGGUUAUCAUUACGGCUAAACUUUUCAUACAGAAACUCUGGCAGGCAAAAUUGGAAUGGGACGACCCAUUACCACUUGAACUGUUGCAAGAAUGGCUCAUAUACCGAAGGCAGCUGUCCCAACUGGAGGCAGUGCGAAUACCGCGUUGGAUAGGCAUGCAACCUGGUUAUCAAAUACAACUUCAUGGCUUCUGCGAUGCUAGUGUCAAGGCAAUGGCUGCAGCACUCUAUUUGGCAACAAACCACAAUGGCAAUAUCACUAGUCACAUUAUCGUAUCAAAAACUAAAGUGGCACCAUUACAUUCG